AUGUCAAAUCUUGUUUCUAGAUUGAGUGGAAAAAGAUGGCCUUAUCUCAACAGAUGGACAGAGAAAUCUACCUCUGCGUCGGUCUCUGCUUCUGUGGUUGAGGGUUUUGUGGCUAAUCCUUCUCAUUCAGCAAACAAGGAAGACAAGUCAGUGGUGGCUACUGCUCCGGCAACUAAGGCUGCUACUAGUCAAGUGGAGGUUGAUGCUACAGAGAUAGAUGUGCUCUCUCCGCGUAACAGAGACUCUACUUCAGAGUGUGGAAAGAAUGGAAAAUCAAAGGUGUCUAACUCUGCACCGUUGGUACGCAAACCAGAGCCCUUGGGCAAUCAUCAAUCUCGUUUAGGAGCUUGGGCUAAACCUAUUAAAAUCAACUCAAACUCAUCAUUGAUGGAUGAUACUAUCUGUGUUGGCGGAGAAGUAGAUUCUGUUAUCUCUUCACCAGAAGCCUGGCCAGCCUUGACAGUUCAUAGCUUGAAGAAAAAGGGAAAUGUAGCAGCUUCACGUAAAUCCUUUAAGGAUGUCACGCAGGCUCCUCAGAAUUCAGUUGGAAAGGAAGACAAUCUUCGUUUUCCCUGGGCGGCAAAGAUGAAUCCAUCAUCUCGAAAUCUGUAUAGAGCAACAGAGCCAGAAUACUUAGAGGAUGGCACUCCUAAGGUAAUGAUUCCUAAGCAUGUUCUGUUAAAAGGUUUAGAGAACCAGAAGGAGUACAUCUUAGGCCAGUUCUAUAGAUGUUUACCUCCGCCAGGUGGUCUAAUCUUUGCGGUUUUCAAUAAGUUGUGGGGGAGGAAUUGCAAGAUCACUAUUAGGAAGUUGGGUGAAUGCAAUUAUCUUUUCCAUAUACCUGACAAAGAAACUAGGAAUUGGGUUCUUCAAAGGGGUCUUUGGCAUGUUGAUGACUGCUUGAUGUUUGUUGCUUCAUGGACUCCAGAAGCGACUUUAGAAAUCCCUGAGAUUAAGACUAUGCCUGUUUGGGUUACCUUAAAAAAGAUACCCAACAUCUUGUAUUCAAUCUCUGGAGUUAGCCACAUUGCUUCUGGUUUAGGUGCACCAAUGGCAACUUACAAACCUCGUUUGGAUCCCAUUCUUCUAGGUGAAGCCAAAAUUUUGGUAGAAGUAGAGUUGAGCAAAGCUUUCCCACCUAGAAUUGCUGCAAGUGAUGAUAGUGGGUUUAUAUCUAUGGUGGAUGUAGAAUACGCUUGGUUACCUACUAAAUGUAGUAGAUGUGGGGAGUUGGGACAUAAGAUUAGACGUUGUCUGAAAUCUGCUCAAGAGGAAGACAAUGUCGCUAGUUUUGUUGCUCCUACUUCUGUACCGUGUUCUACACAACAAACGGCUCCUUCUGUUCAAGCAGGAACCUAUGAGACAACUGCCCCUUCAGAACUUGUUAUUCCAGAUUCAGUUAAUGAACCAAGCCCGAUUGAUCCAAGCUCCGAUGAACUUAGUUCCCUUGCUACAGUCUCAAUACUUGAGAAUAUGUCUGCUCAAAAAGCUCCUACAAUCGUUCUAGUUAAUGAAACUAUUGAGACUCCUAUUACGGAGUCUGCUCAGACAACAACAACCACCACUUCUAUUGAGACUCCUAAUGUGGCGUCUGCUCAGAUUACAACAGUCAGCGAUGUCACAGUUGCUCAAGAACCCUCUACCGUCCAUGAUAACCGCAGUAAGAUAACUGAACCUGAUUUUGGUUCUAAUAGGUUUGGCUCAUUGAUCUCUACCGAAGGAGAUGGAGACUCGAUGGAUUCCGACAAUGAGUCGGAUUCGUCGGAACUCAUGACACCUACAGGUAAAAGGAUCCUUCGAGCAAGACCAGUUAAACCAUCAACAAAAGCUAAAGAGAUGCAGGUCACGGCUCGUGGACGGGGAAAUCGAGGACGUGGAAGCCGAGGUGGACGAGGCUAG
Molecule: messenger RNA, 1899 nt
Organism: Microthlaspi erraticum
Lineage: Eukaryota; Viridiplantae; Streptophyta; Magnoliopsida; Brassicales; Brassicaceae
Source: the annotation of a GenBank genome assembly